This is a messenger RNA of Lolium rigidum, 1008 nucleotides long. RefSeq lists its product as uncharacterized. The coding region runs from base 1 to 1008 and encodes 335 amino acids. The transcript has a single exon. Lineage: Eukaryota; Viridiplantae; Streptophyta; Magnoliopsida; Poales; Poaceae. The record is from RefSeq and is a predicted model, not a curated record.
AUGGCCGUCGGCAACCAGCGGAAACACCUCUUUAUCGUAAUGAGCGACAAAAAGCCUGAUUACUUUGUGCACAGCAUCAGCAUCAGACACCUCUUCCAGCCCGGUCCCUCCCGAGGGGCCAUGGAGAUUCGUAUCCUCCCCAGCCCCAUUGGACAGAUCCACAAGCCCGUCGCCACUCACGAGAGAAUCGACCUCGCCCUCGCCGACGACGGCUCUACCUUGGUAGGCGUCGGCACUUUCAAGCGCACCGUCAUGUACGAUACAAGGUCUGGUGUUACGUCAUCAGGGCCGGAGAUGCAGGGCCGCAAGACCGGCGGCACCUACGUCAUCCCACUGGGGGACAGACUAUACGCGCUCAACUGCCGUCUCACCGGAUACGACGAAGGUAACCACUUCGGCGAGGACCUCCUACCCGCCAGCGGCUCCUGGCGCAUUCUCCCAGAGCCUCCGCCCGACUUCAGGUACCUGAACGAUUUCCAGAUCAUUUGCCAGCUAACGGCCUACUUCACCACCGGCGACCAUAUCUGGGUCUCGGCGCAGGAGAGGGGCACCUACUCUUUCCACACCGGACGCCGCGUGUGGCGCAAAGAGGGUGACUGGGAGCUGCCCUUCUACCACCGCGCCCUCUUUAUCCCCGAGCUAGACAAGCUCUGCUUCGGCCUCUGCUCCAAGCGCCGCCACCUCUUGGCCGUCGACGUCCAGCAAUCCCCUCCGGUCGUCCGGUAUACUUGGGAGGACACAUUCCCCAAGUGGGUCCGUGAGAAUGGCAACGUCUGCGGCUUCAUGCCAGAAGGCAGCCUCGUCUACCUUGGGGCCGGCAAGUUCUGCAUUGCUUGGACUGUCUUGAUGGACACGGUCGACGGCCACAGGAAGACUUUCAUCCACUUGAUGGCCCUGCAAAUCAUCAAAACCUCUACGCUCACCGGCAAGAAGCAGUUGCGGAUCGUCAAGCACAAGGUUUGCUGCUACAAAAUGCCAAGCCAUGGCCUCAUGGCUCAUCUUUUUUAG